This is a messenger RNA of Neurospora hispaniola, 273 nucleotides long. RefSeq lists its product as uncharacterized. Bases 1 to 273 code for a protein of 90 amino acids. Lineage: Eukaryota; Fungi; Ascomycota; Sordariomycetes; Sordariales; Sordariaceae. The transcript is spliced from 4 exons. The record is from RefSeq and is a predicted model, not a curated record.
AUGCUCGGAAGAUGGUAUCUAGCGCCCAUCGAAAAGGGCAUCAAAUAUGCGAUUGAUUCGGUACUGGUUCGGGGGGCAUGCAAGCCGGGAGGCUGGAUUGAACACGUUGACAUCACGGCUACCGUGGGCUGUGAUGACGGGACCGUCGUUACUGGGUCUGCAUUAGAGCAGUAUGGAAAGCUGCUGGAUCCGAAGCAAGAGGAUGUUGGACUGUACGCCUAUGCUGAAGUGUCUUCAGACUUUCAGGGCAUCAUUCAGUUCACAUUUGGCUGA